Cucurbita moschata (crookneck pumpkin) is the source of this 1548-nucleotide messenger RNA. RefSeq names its product auxin-induced protein X15-like. The coding region runs from base 1141 to 1440 and encodes 99 amino acids. Gene Ontology annotation, biological process: response to auxin. The record is from RefSeq and is a predicted model, not a curated record. The transcript has a single exon. Lineage: Eukaryota; Viridiplantae; Streptophyta; Magnoliopsida; Cucurbitales; Cucurbitaceae.
UUACUAUGAUUAGCAAUGUAUUGAUCAUGUCUUUUAAAAAACGGAACAAACAAAACACCAGAUUAUGCUUUGGAAUUCAAGAGGGGUUAAAACAAAAGAAUCUACUCUAGAUUCCUUCCCACAUAUUUAAUUCUUGUUGGUGAUCCCUUGUAGAUUGCUCACCAAGCAAUGAAAGCUAAUUUUGUACACCAACUAAAAUACACUGCCAAUCAGAACCGAAGUUAUAGACGAAAACUUAGAAAACAGAAGCAUGUGGAAUGCAUAAAUGAUUUGUACAGUGAUACUAUUUUCUCCUACAUUUAAUUGAAAGUGGUGGGCUUUCUAGGAUGAUCAUUCCUGAACAAUUGUGAACAAUACGCGUGAGAACAGAUAUACAAUCUCAAUCACUACCCAACUCUCUAUAAAGAGUUAGAAGGCAGGUCCAUGUGAUGCUUCUGUUCAGACCAAACUGGCUCCCACAGAACCUAGCCAUUCAUUGGCUUUCCUCUCUAUUAGUCCAUCUAUGUAUGCAUACAUAUUACUUUGUCUUGAAGCCAUAUCAUAUUCUUUUCUGGGAACCUUCUUUUUUAAGUUUAUACAGAGUAUUCAAGAUCAAGGAGGGUAGAUUAUUUGGUUAUCAGAUUGGGUACCUUUGUGUCGUGAUGCCUAGUGUCACUAGUGCACUUUUUAAGGACUUGUAAAGUGAUUGUGCAAUACUUAUUCUUGUCCUUGAGCAAGUCAAUAAGCUUGAAUUUGGAACACUGGUGGAAUAACGAUCAAUCUCACAAUCUCCACCCCUGUUUUUGAGAAAAAGACCUUUAGAGAAAAUUUUAGAGGUUUACUCAACUCACUUCCGGUUGUUAUUUGGAGACAAAAGUAGGCCAUGGUUUUUCUGCGGAGUAUACAGAAUGACCAUAUAUCACAUGAAUUUGGAACUCUCACAAAGGCUUGGAAGGCCCACCCAUGUGAUAGGUUAUGAGAAAGUAUCUCUCUAGCAUUGAAUCUCAUCUUUCUGCCUUGUCAAUGUGAUCAUCUAUAUAAAGGUCAUGUAAUUGGGUUCACAAUCAACAAGACUCUUCCACACUCCGGUUAUCAAAAGAAAUUUCCAACUUUUGUACUUCUCUCAAAGUCUAACUAGUUCCUUUCAGAAAAUACUAUAACAUGGGAUUCCGUUUGCCUAGGAUUGUUCAUGCUAAGCAAAGUUUUCGACGAUCUUCAUCAACUGGAAAUGGAUCAUCCACUGUUGACAUUCCAAAGGGUUACUUCACAGUUUACGUUGGUGAGGUACAAAAGAAGCGUUUUGUCAUUCCACUAUCUUACUUGAACCAGCCUUCUUUUCAAGAUUUGUUGAGUCAAGCAGAAGAAGAAUUUGGAUAUGAUCAUCCAAUGGGUGGCAUCACAAUUCCUUGCAGUGAAAAAGAGUUCCUCCUCGAUCUCACUCGGAGUUUGAAUGACUCGUGAAGUAGAGAUUAGCAUUCAGAAAUAGAUUGUAUAGAAAAUGAAUUAGAAUCUAGAAACAAUGUAAACUUUUUUGAAAUGAGGGAACUUGAUUCUUUUGAUUAUUGAAAC